Molecule: messenger RNA, 1587 nt
Organism: Manis javanica (Malayan pangolin)
Lineage: Eukaryota; Metazoa; Chordata; Mammalia; Pholidota; Manidae
Source: RefSeq, a predicted model, not a curated record
AUAUAUGCUUUGAACACUAAAAAUGAUGAGCAUGAAUCUGUAAUUCAAGCCCUCAGAGAUGCUCAUGAAGAAGAAAUCCAACAAAUUCUUGCAGAAACAAGAGAAAAAAUACUGCAAUAUAAAAGCAAAGUAACAGAGGAAUUAGAUCUUAAGAAAAAGAUUCAAGUUUUAGAAGCUUCAUUAGAAGAUCACAUAAAAAUGAAGCAGCAGGCCUUGACAGAAUUUGAAGCCUAUAAGCAUAGAGUUGAAGACAUGCAACUUUGUGCAGAAGCCCAGCAUGUCCAGCGCAUAGUGACCAUGUCUAGAGAGGUUGAAGAGAUCAGAAGGAAAUUUGAGGAAAGAUUACGGAGUUUUGGACAGCUCCAAGUACAGUUUGAAAAAGACAAGCGUUUGGCAUUGGAAGAUUUGCGAACUGCUCACAGACGGGAAAUCCAAGAGCUGCUGAAGUCACAGCAAGAUCACAGUGCCUCCAUCAAUAAAGGGCAGGAGAAGGUAGAGGAGCUGCACAGAAUGGAGGUGGAGACCUUAAACAAAACACUGGAAGAGCUAAGACUUGAACGGAAAAAGCUAAUUGAGGAUUAUGAAGGCAAGUUGAAUAAAGCUCAGUCCUUUUAUGAACAUGAGCUCGAUACUUUGAAAAGGUCACAGCUUUUUACAGCAGAAAGUCUGCAGGCCACCAGAGAAAAGGAAGCUGAUCUUAGAAAAGAAUUUCAGGGACAAGAAGCAAUUUUACGAAAAACCAUAGGAAAAUUAAAGACAGAGUUACAGAUGGGACAGGAUGAAGCUGGAAGUCUUCGUGACAGAUGCCAAAAGCUUCAGAUCGCACUUGUUACGGCAGAGAGCAGCAUUCAGGUUCUUCAAAAACAGCUUGAUGAUGCCAAGGAGGGAGAGAUGGCCUUAUUAAGCAAGCACAGGGAAGUGGAAAGUGAGCUGGCAGCAGCCAGAGAACGUUUACAACAGCAAGCUUCAGAUCUUGUCCUCAAAGCCAGUCAUAUUGGAAUGCUUCAAGCAACUCAAAUGACCCAGGAGGUUACAAUUAAAGAUCUAGAAUCAGAAAAAUCAAGGGCCAAUGAGAGAUUAUCUCAGCUUGAAGAAGAAAGAGCUUUUUUGCAAAGCAAAACUCAAAGUUUGGAUGAAGAGCAGAAACAGCAGAUUCUGGAACUGGAGAAGAAAGUAAAUGAGGCAAAGAAAACUCAACAAGAAUAUUAUGAGAUGGAGCUAAAAAACCUGCAAAGUAUUUUGGAAGGAGAGGUGGCUCAAUUAAAUGAGGCCCAUUCUAAGACUUUGGAAGAAUUAGCUUGGAAGCACCAUAUGGCAAUUGAGGCUAUCCACAGUAAUGCAAUUAGGGAUAAGAAAAAAUUGCAAAUGGAAUUGGAGGAACAAUAUAAAAAGGAGAUGCUAAACCUGGAAGGGGAUAAAAAUCAGCUUCAGCAAGAGCUAGAACACCUGAAGAAAGAACUGGAAGACAAGCUGAAUACAGCCAAUCAGGAGGUGACAAUUCUUUAGGCCUAUCACUUAAUGUUAUGUCUUAAUGAUAAUAUCUUAUUUGGUAACACUGAAUAAGUAAGUGAGCAGUGUUGAUGAUAA